This is a messenger RNA of Lathyrus oleraceus (garden pea), 1732 nucleotides long. RefSeq names its product heavy metal-associated isoprenylated plant protein 5. The transcript is spliced from 4 exons. Bases 427 to 1434 code for a protein of 335 amino acids. NCBI's taxonomy places the organism in Eukaryota, Viridiplantae, Streptophyta, Magnoliopsida, Fabales, Fabaceae. The record is from RefSeq and is a predicted model, not a curated record. Gene Ontology annotation, molecular function: metal ion binding.
AACCCAAAGGAGGUCUCUAAGUCUCACACCUUUUACUCCCGCAGUUUUCAAAUUCUCCGUCAACCAACGGAUACUAUUUCCUCUUUCCAUUACGCGUGCUCAAAGGUCAUUCACCUUAUGCAAUUACCACGAAAACCCAAGGGUAACAUAGUCCAUCCACUCAAAAAUUAAGAAACGGUUAUCUCCCAAAACCCAGCAAUAAUAGUUUUCAUCACCUUCCAAAAAUAACCUCUCAAACACAAACCCUCUUUCUAUACAUAGAUAGCAAUCGCAUAUUCUCCCAUAUCAUGUUGCAAUAAUCCACCUCAUUGACUGUGACCCACCCUCACUAACUUGACUCUUCACCUAUUCUUCUUCUAUAUAUAUCUUCCUUCCGUUUCUUCCUUCACACUUAUUUUACAUUCCUCUCUUCAAUUUCAAACCAAAAUGGGUCAGAAAGAUAAAGAUGAGGUCGAAAAGAAAAACGACACUCUUCCUGCUGUCGUUUUGAAACUCGAUUUACAUUGUGAAGGAUGUGUCAAGAAGAUAAAACGCGCUCUUCUCCGUUUCGACGGUGUGGAAGAUGUUAAGGCCGAUACCGCCGGUAACAAACUGACGGUUAUCGGAAAAGUCGAUCCUACCAAGGUUCGUGAUAAACUGGCAGAGAAAAUUAAGAAGAACGUUGAGCUUGUUUUCUCUCCGCCUAAAAAAGACGCCGCCGUCGAUAAACCACUGCCGGGGAAGAACAAGCCCGAUGAGGAGGAGAAGAAGAAACCCGAGGAGAAGAAGGUUGAGGAAAAACCGCCCAAACAGUCGGUUCAAAACACGGUCGUUUUGAAGAUUAGAUUACACUGUGACUCUUGUAUUCAAAAAAUUGAAAAGAUUAUCCUCAAAAUCAAAGGAGUUGAAUCAGUGAACAUUGAUGGAGGAAAAGACUUGGUGACGAUAAAAGGAACUAUAGAUGCUAAGGAAAUUGUACCAUAUCUAACAGAGAAGCUGAAACGUGAUGUGGAAGUGAUUCAACCGAAGAAAGAAGAGGAUAAUAAGAAGAAUAAAGAGAAAGAUGGAGGAAAAGAGAAAAAAGAAGAAGAUGGUGGUGAGAAGAAAGAGGGUGGAAAAGCAAAGGUUGAGGUUAAUAAAAUGGAGCAUUACGGUCACGGGCAGCAACCUCCAAUGUAUUGGUACGACGGAUAUGAACCGGGUCAGAGUAGUAGUAAUAGGAUGGAGGUUCAACAGGGGCACAAUUAUAAUUAUGCGAAUCAAGGAGGGUAUAAUUACAAUUACAAUUACAUGAACCAGAAUCAUCAUCAACAAGGGUAUGAUUAUAGUUAUGGGAAUCAAGGUCAAGGAGGGUAUACGGUAGAGCCUCAACAACCUCCAUUCUAUUUGCAUCCAAAUCAUCCUCCUCCACAAAUGUUUAGCGAUGAAAACCCAAAUGCUUGUUCCAUGAUGUGAGUAUUUUUGUUUUGGUGUAUACACGCGCAAAUUGUAAAUAACAUAAACUAGAACUAGUUGUAGUAGAUUAUUUUAAUUAGUUUUUUGGAUAAUAUUUUUUAUAGUUUAUUAGAAAAAUAUUGUGCUAUUGGCGCAUGGUUAGUGACGUAGAAGGCGUUACGGCCUGCUGGAUGGAGGGUCUGGUUUCAUAUUGUUAGGAAAAAGACAAAAAUUGGGUAGCUGUUAUUUUGUUUGUUUGCUUCUGGUUUAUGCCGUAGUAUUAUAAAAAUCAUCAGUAUAUAAAUCAUUUUUGGAGCUA